Adelges cooleyi (spruce gall adelgid) is the source of this 2294-nucleotide messenger RNA. RefSeq lists its product as uncharacterized. NCBI's taxonomy places the organism in Eukaryota, Metazoa, Arthropoda, Insecta, Hemiptera, Adelgidae. The coding region runs from base 170 to 1777 and encodes 535 amino acids. The transcript has 8 exons. Gene Ontology annotation, molecular function: protein binding. The record is from RefSeq and is a predicted model, not a curated record.
GUGUGUUGGGUGACCGAAUGGGUCGUGCUGUGCUACAACUAUGUGUUACAGCUCUUCGACCGUAAAGUUUAUUACGAUAUCGAGUAGUUUUUUUAAUUUGUAAAAAAUAUCACUACGUGACUUCUUAUAUCUAUUUCCAUUUUUGAGUGUUGCCAAAAUCAAGAAAACAAUGAUUCCUAAUCUUUUAAAAGGCUUUUGCUUUGUAAUGGUACUUGAGAGUUUUCUUGGACGAACUACUGGAGCAGAAUUGGGAGACAGUUGCUCAUCUAAUCAAGACUGUAGAACAGAAUUCAGCAAAUGUCAUAAAGAGUCGGAGACUUGCACUUGUUUGCCAUAUUAUGCAAGGAUGAAUGACACGUGUGUACAAUCCACACUUUUAGGAUUCGAAUGUGUUGUCGACGAACAAUGUUCAAUGAAAGUCGCCAAUAGCAGGUGCAUAAACAAUGUUUGUCAGUGCGAAUCAAAAUUUUGGCAGUACCGAAGGCACACCUGUUUGAGUCCUGCCAAAAUGGGUGAAGUAUGUUAUAGUGAUAUACAUUGCACAAUGUGGGAUGAAAGAAACAAAUGUGAGUUUACCAUACCAGGCGUAUUCGGAUUUUGCGUAUGUGAUUCUAAUUCUCAAUCUGACUGUCCGUCUAAGGGACAAGAAACGGUUCUGGCGAAACCAGCGAAUUCGGUGCUUAAGUAUCCGUUCGGGAAACCAGACUUUAAGAAAAAGGUGCCGUAUUUGAAACGGCCAACUGCGACCACAACGACAUCAGAGCCAACAAGACCGACUAGUAGGCUACCGUUGAAAAAACCUAUUUUAAAAACAAACAAAACAAGUGAAAUAAAAAAUUAUUCAAACCAGCCGAUUAGCACCCAAAAUCCGAUUUUAUUUGUAAACCUUACUUCAACGCCAACAUAUUCACCCGUUAAGUAUUAUUUAAAAAAUCCUUUAAAGGAUUCUCAAAAAAAGAAUCAAACAAUCGAUGACAAUCUUACGGCGAAACCGUAUAAGAAACCAUUAAUUAACUCAGGUUUAUUGACGAGGAAAGGCGACUCCAAAAAACGAAUAAGCCUGGGAUUUGUGUGCUCUACUGAUGCACAAUGUAUGCAGAAUGAUAUAAAUUCAAGAUGUAUUCAAGGCGUAUGUGAUUGUCAGUUCAGUAACAGCACAACAAAUCUACAGUGUUCAGCAAAGAAUCGUGGAUGUUUACCGAACACGUUCCAGUGUCGGUCAAGUGGGAAAUGUAUAAGUUGGUUCUUCGUGUGCGAUGGCCGGAAAGGCGAUUGUGGCGAGGACGAUAUCUCUGACGAGGAAUGCUCGGGAAGCCAACAAUGUCCGAGCACUUCAUUUAAGUGCAGGUCUGGCAAUGGUAUUAAAAAUGUCUGUGUGUCGAGAUCAACACGCUGUGACGGAAUUCAAAACUGCCCUUACGGCGAUGACGAAGAAGGGUGUAAAGCUGUUGGACACAAGGAGUGUCCACCGUAUACGAUCCAGUGUGGAGAUGGCCGUUGCUUGCCCGAGUAUGAACUGUGCAAUGCUGUGGUAACGUGCGCAGAUAAGUCAGACGAACUGGAAGGUUUAUGUGUCAGUGGCGUACAGGUGACUACCAAUAAAACGGUAUCUAUAUUGCCACGGGCUCGUGGUCCACCAACUGAUCAUUGCCCGUUCAGAUGCAAAAAUGGUAGGUGCCGAUCCACUGCUGUAUUGUGCUCGGGCCGAGACGGAUGCGGCGACGGCUCGGACGAAUCUGGCUGUUCGGUCUGCAAAUGUCCGUUAGCAGUUUCGUAGUACAUGGCGUUAUCGGCAUCAGAACAAGCGUACCUACAUAAUUAUUUACAGUCGAUAGAUCGUAAUGAAAUGUAUACUACGCACGUGUAAUUUUGUACAUAAUUGAAUAUUAUACAAUUUUAUAAUAAUUUAUUAUUUUUACGUGUGAAGUUUUUUUUUCCUAGGUUAGUAAUAUUUAAUAUUAUUGUAAAUUGCUUAGAAAAUGAUACGUAAUCAUUUAUUGGCAUUAUGUAAAUAUAAUUAAAUAAUCACGAACUAUUUUUUAAUAGUAUGUGAAUGAAUAGUUAAAUGCUAAAGCUCUUACAUUAAUUUUUGUUUUGGCGUAUUUUUACUGGUAACAGUAUAUUGCGCCGACUGAUUUUUCUACCUGAAAGCGUCAAAGUGCGCCGUUAAUGUCAUCUUAUGUUAUUAUGGGAUAGCAAAUUGUACCAGAAAUAUUGUCACAGAACCUACCCACCCAUUUAUUAAGAGUAAAGCAUAGGCAAUAUUGCCCAAAAUCUUAAAUUAGAACUUAAAA